Molecule: messenger RNA, 6357 nt
Organism: Globicephala melas (long-finned pilot whale)
Lineage: Eukaryota; Metazoa; Chordata; Mammalia; Artiodactyla; Delphinidae
Gene: KLHL11
Product: kelch like family member 11
Molecular function (GO): protein binding
Source: RefSeq, a predicted model, not a curated record
UGCCGGAUCCUUCGGGGACUGCGGGGUCGGGGGCGGCGGCGUCAAGAUGGCGGCGGCGGCGGUGGCGGCAGCAGCAGCGGCGGCUGCGGCUGCAUCUCUGCAGGUGCUAGAGAUGGAGAGCAUGGAGACGGCCGCCGCCGGCUCGGCGGGGCUGGCCGCCGAAGUCAGAGGCAGCGGCACGGUGGACUUCGGGCCUGGUCCUGGCUUGUCUGCAAUGGAGGCGAGCGGGGGCGACCCGGGCCCGGAGGCCGAGGAUUUCGAGUGCAGCUCUCACUGCUCGGAGCUGUCAUGGAGGCAGAACGAGCAGCGGCGCCAGGGCCUCUUCUGCGACAUUACCUUGUGCUUCGGCGGUGCGGGAGGCCGCGAGUUCCGGGCCCAUCGCUCGGUGCUGGCCGCCGCCACCGAGUACUUCACGCCCCUGCUCUCGGGCCAGUUCUCCGAGUCCCGCUCGGGCCGGGUGGAGAUGCGCAAGUGGAGCUCCGAGCCCGGGCCCGAACCCGACACGGUGGAAGCUGUUAUCGAGUACAUGUACACCGGGCGCAUCCGCGUCAGCACGGGCAGUGUGCACGAGGUGCUGGAGUUAGCCGACAGGUUCCUAUUAAUUCGUUUAAAAGAAUUUUGUGGAGAAUUUCUCAAGAAAAAACUUCAUCUGUCUAAUUGUGUGGCCAUUCAUAGUUUAGCUCACAUGUAUACUCUAAGCCAACUUGCUCUGAAAGCUGCGGAUAUGAUACGGAGAAACUUCCACAAAGUAAUUCAGGAUGAGGAAUUUUAUACUUUACCGUUCCACCUCAUUCGAGACUGGCUGUCAGACUUGGAGAUUACAGUUGAUUCUGAAGAGGUUCUAUUUGAAACCGUUUUGAAAUGGGUUCAGAGAAAUGCUGAAGAGAGAGAGAGAUACUUUGAAGAACUUUUUAAAUUGCUCAGAUUGUCCCAGAUGAAACCUACUUACCUUACUCGUCAUGUCAAACCAGAGAGGCUGGUGGCCAAUAAUGAAGUUUGUGUCAAGUUAGUGGCCGACGCAGUGGAGAGGCAUGCUCUUAGAGCCGAGAAUAUACAGUCUGGCACGUUCCAGCAUCCUGCUUCUCAUGUCUCAUUAUUACCUCGCUAUGGGCAAAACAUGGACGUGAUCAUGGUUAUUGGAGGCGUGUCAGAAGGAGGGGACUAUUUAAGUGAAUGUGUGGGAUAUUUUGUCGAUGAGGACAGAUGGGUAAACCUACCCCAUAUUCAUAAUCACCUUGAUGGACAUGCUGUUGCAGUAACAGAAUCCUACGUGUAUGUUGCUGGGUCGAUGGAACCAGGGUUUGCUAAAACUGUGGAAAGGUAUAACCCAAACUUGAAUACCUGGGAACACGUUUGUAGUCUGAUGACAAGGAAGCAUUCUUUUGGACUAACAGAAGUCAAAGGGAAGCUAUACAGCAUUGGAGGACAUGGCAACUUCAGUCCUGGUUUUAAAGAUGUGACUGUUUAUAAUCCCGAGCUUGAUAAAUGGCACAACUUGGAAUCAGCACCAAAGAUUCUUCGAGAUGUUAAAGCACUAGCCAUUGAAGACCGGUUUGUGUACAUCGCUGCCCGCACUCCUGUGGACCGGGACACUGAAGAUGGAUUAAAGGCUGUCAUCACUUGUUAUGAUACGGAGACUCGACAGUGGCAAGAUGUGGAAUCUUUGCCACUUAUUGACAAUUACUGCUUUUUCCAAAUGUCUGUGGUCAAUUCAAACUUUUAUCAGACAGCCUCAUGCUGUCCCAAGAGUUAUUCUUUAGAAAAUGAAGAGGCAGUAAGAAAAAUUGCCAGCCAAGUUUCCGAUGAGAUCCUUGAAAGCUUACCUCCAGAAGUCCUAAGCAUCGAAGGAGCGGCCAUUUGCUAUUACAAAGAUGACGUUUUCAUUAUUGGAGGCUGGAAAAACAGUGACGAUAUUGACAAACAGUAUCGGAAAGAAGCUUACCGAUAUUGUGCCGAGAGAAAGAGGUGGAUGCUUCUUCCUCCCAUGCCACAGCCUCGUUGUAGAGCCACUGCCUGCCAUGUGAGAAUCCCAUACCGGUACUUGCAUGGCACUCAGAGAUAUCCUAUGCCUCAAAACUUAAUGUGGCAGAAGGACCGGAUCAGACAGAUGCAAGAAAUACAUCGACACGCCCUAAACAUGCGACGAGUGCCAAGCUCUCAGAUAGAAUGCUAGGUUCUCUGAUAUGUGCAGCUCAAAACCGUUAUACCUGUUCAUGAGGCUGAAGAUACCCAGACUGUUACUUGAAAAAGUAUGUCAAUAACUUAUUUUCUACAUGAACUGAUUAUCGCCCCAUAUAAAGGAGAUAUAGUCAAAAACUGAAGAAUGGGAAGAUCAAUUCAAUACAUGGUAAUUUUUGUUAGUUUGCAGUCUUUAUCCAUCUUUGGUUUGCGUGUGUAUUAGCUGAAUAAGAUCUUACUAAAGAUAAGUGGAAAAACCAGGUGUAGUUACUUGACUGUUUGUCUGCCAGCAAGUUUUAACUCCUUUGUCUUAGGGUCUUAUGUUUUGAACAUGCUUUAAGCACCAGUUAUAUUUGCACAUUUACUUUGAUAAUCUUUUUCAUUUUUUUCCCGAAUGGUUGGUUUUGACAAGAUCAGAAUUUAUGCAUUGAGCCGUCAUCUACAGGAGGUAUGUGCAAUAGUGAGAUUGAAAUUUGAAGGGAAAAGCACAGUAUUUCAGCAAGGUGAUUUCAGAAUGUUUGCAUUGAUACUUUUUUAUAUUUGUUUAUCUACAAAUGCUGUCUUGUUUAUUUCUAGAAGAGAUGAUUGAUAAGAACUUUGUGAUUGGCUCAUGCAUUUUUUGAGUAUUUUUCAUUUCUUUAGCAACUGUGUUAUAAACUUCAAGUCAUCGCUCUGAGACAGUGGUAGUUGGCAAGAGUACUGAUCUUUAGCUGACUGAUUGAAUACAGAGGAAGUCAUAUCUGUGAGAUUUAUUUCUCUAAGAAGAAAAGUAUUAUUAGUCUAGAGUAAGAAAUCAAAGGCACCGAAAAAUUUAAAAACGCUUUUUUCGGGAGUUGCAGGCUUAUUUGAAGAUAAAUUAAUGAGUGUAAAUAAUGCCAAUGACAAUCGACACAAUGCCUUCAGUUUUAACUUUUGCUCUGAUGCAUAUUGUAUGGAAUCCUUACCAUUCCUUUCUAGAAGAAACUUUCUUCAAAAUGGGAAGGAAGUAACAAUUUAGAGAAAUGUUGCUAAAGAGAAGCCUUAUUAUUUCUCAGCCUGGAUUAUUACAAUGUUUUAUCCAGUUGCCCUAGACUUUCAUUGGAACUUUGCCUGAGCCUAGAAUACUACAUUUGGGCGCAUAAUUAUGGCUCUUAAAAAUUUAUCACUUUGGUUAUCUUUUAUUUAUUUUUAUGCAUUCUUCUGAUAUUCUUAUCUGCGCCCAGGCUUUAUGCAAAUUAGCACUUAGGUUGACUUUUAGCACUCAGUUAACAUAAGGGACUCCUGCUCUAACGGUUUGAAGUGUGGGUCCAGUAUACUUUUCUUGUUUCUUUCAGAAUGUCUCUACCUUCUUAGACAUUCUGGAAUACCAUUCUAGAAGGUGAAUUCCAAGUACAGUGAUUUUUUUUUCCCCCUAGUCCAUUAUAGUUAAUCUUAUUAGUUGGAUCAAACAUCAAAAGGAAAAAAAGCACAACCAGGAAUUUUGGCUCUCAGUGUGCUGUGAGACUAUUAAUGUUUAGCCCUUGGACUCUAUACUAAGAGCUUAACUGAAAUUUCUGAAUCGGUAUCCCUGCCUAGGACAAAGUUUUUCAAUAAUGUGUUGGAAAUCUGCUUUAAAACCAUUUAAUUUAGGCCGGGGUAGGGAUGGGAGACUGCAAGUCUAUUUCUUUUUUUUUUUUUUUUUUUUUUUUUUGCGAUACGCGGGCCUCUCACUGUUGUGGCCUCCCCCACUGCAGAGCACAGACUCCAGACGCGCAGGCCCAGCGGCCAUGGCUCACGGGCACAGCUGCUCCGCGGCAUGUGGGACCUUCCCGGACCGGGGCACGAACCCGUGUCCCCUGCGUCGGCAGGCGGACUCUCAACCACUGCGCCACCAGGGAAGCCCUGCAAGUCUAUUUCUAUAUGAGGAUAUAUUAUCCUACCCCACCUCUACUGUUUUCUUAAUUUCCAUUUAUUUGUAGUUAUUUUAAUAAAAGCUAUUUGGAUUCUGAGAAGUGCUAAGUAGUUGUGAGAGGUCUAUGCAAGUAAGACAGGAAAGCUCACUGAAUGAAGUUCUCAUUUCUCUCUGAUAGACUGUGCUAGCAAACUGCCUUUUCUUGGUGCUGUUGAAAUAAUUUAGUAGCUCACUAAGGUGCCAGUUUCUCUCCAGAAGGGUGUAAGGUUUUUGAUUGCCUUUUUUUUUUUUGUCUCAGAGUUGUCUUCUGAGACAGUCAUUACCAAGUUAUUUGUAGGGUUAUCUUUUUUUCACAUGAUGUGGCGGAAGUCAUAACUCAUAAGAUUUAGGUAGAAUCUGGUUUUGAAAACGUGAUUGAAACUGUUGUUUUUUAACUCGGCAGGCAGCCGAGGCCAUGGCUGGAAAGAGAGGGUAAGUCCUUCCUUCCUUGCAUGACGAUGUGUGCAGGGUUCCUGACUACUGGAUUCCUAAUUUUCAUCUUUGAAUUCACAUGUGUGAUUUCACAUCAGUAACUUGUGUUUCUGAAAUAUCCUAACUAACUUGUUAAUAAGGAAAGAAACCAGAUUUGCUUAAAUCUGUUCAAGGCUGACAUUCUGAAAUUCUAAACUGGAAGUAACUUCCUGCAGUAUUUGGAAAGGUUCUGAUUAUGAUGACCAGCCUAAAGUGGCUCUUUGGGAAAGAAAUUUCCUUUUUGAUGAAACCUUAAAGAUUGUGUUUGAUAACUUAAGAAGUUAAAAAUGCAGCUUUAAAAAGACAGCUUAAUAUGUAUUCAAGCAAACCUUUUUUGCUUUUGUUUUUGUUUUGUAGAAGGAAAAGAGAGGAAUUGAUUAUACCAAAAAGUAAUACCUAUAUGAGUGAGGCUGCUUGUAUCUUAGAAUGGAUAUCCUUUAACUAUACCUACCCCACCACGGUUUAAAAAAAAAAAAAUCAGUGUAUAUAUUGAGAAUGUCAGUCAUGAGCUUAGUGUUUAAGUAAUACAUCUCACUUGCAGUUGUUUGCAUGAUUAGUCUUGUGUAUCUUGAUACCCAACUUUGCUUUUGCUGUGCCAAUUCAAAACUACUUUGCUAAAAAAAAAAAAAAAAAACCCUCAAAAUUCAUUGACAUCAGUUUUGUCUUGAUUACUUGAUUUUGUAUUGUAUUUCUGGGACAAAAAAAAUUUUGAAAUCUUUUUUUAUGUAGGACAGAAGUUUGAAGAGAUAGAAAGAUAGUGUUUAUGGCAGAUUUCUGUUCUUCUGUAUAUUAAACUCCUCAGGCUGCUGGUAAGGCAGUUUCUAGGGCACACUUUUUUUCCUCUUUAUGUUUCUUGCUAGUGUAGACGUGGUAUGUGUAAAUACUUCAUUCUCUGCUUCAUAAUUCUAAUAUGAACACUAUACUAUUGGUAGACACAUAAGCUGAAUUGUAUAUUUUAGUUACUUGGCCUAAUCGAGCAUAACCAAAGGGAGGUUUUUUUUGUGCUUGCCUCAAACUAAGUGUAUCGGCCACAUUUCACGUCUUUUCCAAAUAUGUAGAAUUGUCAAGCAAGUUCUCUGCCUACACUAGAAACAUAGGGUGUGUAUAGGUUGUCAUUUAAGUGUAGAAUAUUUGGAGAAACAGUUCAGUCUCUCCUUUUUUAAACUGUUAAACAUUCUGUCACAGUUCAUCACUCCAGUUUGUUACUUUCUUGAGAAUAGUCCAUUUUUGUUUUUGUUAUAAUGCUUACUAUUAUAAUAUGUUUUGGUCAUUGGAAACAAAACAGCUCAUAGUCGUGAUGUAAUACAAUAACAAUAACAGAAUCGUCAUUUUGCUUCAAGGAAUUUAAUUAGAUAGCAAAUAACCACUCUUUGUUGAUUACCUUUGUAGGGCUUUUGUCUUACUCUCCAUGACCAUUACUGGAAAUGUCUGACAGUGAAGCACAUACAGUAGGGCACUUGUUAACUUAAUCCUCCUGCAUAAUGCACUCCUGAAAAGUAGUGCUUGCUACAUGGUCGAAGAUCUUAUGAUCCAUGUGCUGGGGCUCUUUGAGUUAUUUGUAAAAUAAAUAUUUAGUUCCAGUUGAUACAGUGAGUUUUCUGGGCUGACAGUAUCAAGCCCCUAUCUACUGCAAGUAUAAUCUUGACUGCCCCCCCUUAAGUCAGAGGAGAUAUAGAAUUUAGGACGCUUUGAGACAUUACAUUGUAAAAUAGCUCGUUUUAUGUUCCCAAGCUAUCUUGUUCUGUGUUAUAGCUACUAAUCAUCUCAAUGUAAGUUUUAAAUAAAUGUAUUUCUUUAGA